AUGGCAUUCGUAUCCAACGGAUCUGAGUACGACUUCGUCGUUGUCGGCGGUGGUACCGCAGGCAAUGCAAUUGCCGGUCGCCUCGCUGAGAACCCCGACGUCCGCAUUCUGGUCGUCGAGGCCGGUAUCCCAAACCCCGACCAAAUUGACCAGAUCACCACUCCCUCCAAGGCUUUCACUCUUCGCGGCAGCAAAUACGACUGGUCCUACAAGACGACCAUGAUCAAGCGAGAAGACUAUGAGCGAGUCGAAAAGCCCAACACCCGUGGAAAGGCCCUCGGUGGAUCUUCCUGCGCCAAUUACUUCACCUGGAUUCCUGGCUCCAAGCCCACAUUCGAUGACUGGGAGGCUUUCGGUGGCCGCGACUGGAACUGGGAUAACUGUGUCGACUACCUGCGCAAGUGCGCCACUUAUCACGACGAUGAAAAGCUUUAUCCCACUGAUCUUGCCAAGAUUGGCACCGGUGGCCCUGUGCAGAUCUCCCAUGCCGACUUGGUUCCGGAGAUGAAGCCUUUCCGCGAUGCGCUUACUGAAGCUUGGGUCUCCAAGGGCCAGCCCCUUAGCGAAGACAUCUACUCUGGAGAAAUGAAGGGUCUCACUCACUGUGUUGACACUAUCUACCAGGGUGAGCGCCAGGGCAGCUUCCUCUACCUGAAGAACAAGCCCAAUGUCACCAUUCUCUACGGUGUUCAAUCCAAGAAGCUGAUCAUCGAUCCUACUACCCAUGUCUGCUCCGGUGUCACUGUCAUCAGCGACGAGUACAAUACCGAGCUCAGCGUCUACGCCAGCCGCGAAGUCAUCCUGUCCCAGGGUGUGUUCGAGACACCCAAGCUCCUGAUGCUGAGCGGUGUCGGACCCGCUGAUGAGCUUGCCAAGCACGGCAUCACACCGAUUGUCGAGUCCCCUCACGUCGGCCAGCAUCUCCUCGACCACCCAAUUGUGCCUUUCGUUCUCGAAGUCAAGGAAGGAUACAGUCUCGAUGACCAUAUCCUCCGCACCGGUCCCCUCAACGACCAAGCCAUUUCCACCUAUCAAAAGGACAAGACUGGCCCUGCCAGCUCCGGAUUCCUCGAGCUCGUCGGUUUCCCCCGUAUCGACGAGCGCCUGCAGAAAUACCCCGCCUACCGCGAGGCCAAGGCUGCGAACGGUGGACUCGAUCCCUUCGGACCCGCUGGUCAGCCUCACUUCGAGCUCGACUUCGUUGGCCUGUUCAGCACCGCAUUCCAAUGGCACUACCCAUUGCCCCCGAAGGGUCACUACAUGACCGUUAUCGUUGAUUUGCUCCGACCUCUUUCCGAGGGCGAGGUCACUCUCAACAACGCAAACCCCCAGGUUCAACCCAACAUCAACCUCAACUUCUUCGGCAACGAUCUUGAUAUCCUGGCCAUGCGCGAAGGUGUCCGCUGGACAUACGAUGUUUUGACCAAGGGCUCUGGCUUCAAGGAUAUCGUUGUCUCCGAGUAUCCCUGGAAGAUGCCCCUUGAAUCUGACGAGGACAUGAACCGGGCUGUUCUCGAUCGCAGCCAGACUGGAUUCCACCCAUGCGGUACUGCCCGUCUCUCCAAGAGCAUCCACCAAGGUGUUGUUGACUCCAAGCUUCGAGUCCACGGAGUUCGCAACCUCCGUAUUGCGGACGCUUCGGUCAUCCCUGUCAUUCCUGACUGUCGUAUUCAAAACUCGGUUUACAUGAUCGGCGAGAAGGGUGCGGAUAUCAUCAAGGCUGAGCACAAGGAUCUCUAUGCGGCUAAGAAUAUUCCUCUUCUUGUCUCUAGCAAACUGUGA
This is a messenger RNA of Penicillium soppii, 1782 nucleotides long. RefSeq names its product GMC family oxidoreductase. NCBI's taxonomy places the organism in Eukaryota, Fungi, Ascomycota, Eurotiomycetes, Eurotiales, Aspergillaceae. The transcript is spliced from 3 exons. The coding region runs from base 1 to 1782 and encodes 593 amino acids. The record is from RefSeq and is a predicted model, not a curated record. Gene Ontology annotation, molecular function: oxidoreductase activity, acting on CH-OH group of donors; flavin adenine dinucleotide binding.